AUGGAAUCGCCCGCCGACAAGACAGAUGGCACGUCCAUCAAACCGGUUUCGUCUCUACUCGCGCGCUUCGAGAGUAUGAAUAAUGGUCAACCGCAGUCCAGCUCGGCCGUUCCACGACCAUCUGCCCCAAAGCCUGAGCGCCUGCGAGCUGUUAGAACGACGAGCGAAGCACCAGCUCCGCCAGUGACACCGACAAAACCCCCCGUUUUAAAAGAAAAGCCUCCCGUCAAACCGAAGCAUCUACAUAGUACAAGUCUGCUCCCGCAGAAUGUCAACCCAGCCCACGACGAGUCUGUUGUCAUACCUCCUCCCGUCACCGUCCAACCACCUCAGUCGCCACCCCAGGAAACCCGACGCCAGCCUGUGCGAGGCGACCAAUCGCCAUUCCUAGAUCCGUCGACUGCCGUAUCGCAUCCCUUCAUCUCUUCGAAACCCGCCAGCGCUUCAUCGAGUCGACCACUUACACCCACACAUGGCCUUCCCCCUCCGAGAUCGCCUCGCCUGGCGGGAUCCAAGCCGCCCUCGCCGCCUCCUCCUAGACGCUCCGUGGAUACUCGCCGCGACAAGGAACCUCGUGCUUUGACGCCCGCGACUACUGGCCGCUCAGAAAAGAGAGUGAGCGCAAAUCUCUCUCUAACGGCGUUCCCACAACGGCAAUCGUCUUUACCGAGAAGUAACCCGACCAAGGACCCGUCGCCAUUUACGAGUCCUCCGUCGUCUAGCUCCGAGUCUGAGGACGAAUCUCCUCCUCAACUGCCUACACGGCCCCGCCCUGCUACCAACGAUGCGGGAGCUAUGCAAAAUCAAAUUGUUACCACCUUUCAGCCCCCACCUGUGCAUCAUAGGGUGGCCGACAGAAGACGAGAUCAGAAGAAUGGCCUAGGAAUUUCUCAAGACAUACACAGUACCCCAAAUGAUCACGAACCCGCGCCCCCAUUGCCUGUGCGCCGCCCUAUCCAGGUAACUCCGACAAAGACGGUUACCACCACUCGCGAUAUGGCCCCGCCUCCUCGUCCGGUACGAGCACCAGCGCAGCAAUCGCCGCCAAAACUAGACCCUAUGCCAUCUCUCCAUUCGCAGUCCUUGUCCACGCAGCAAUUUCUUCCACCGCCCACUCGAAAUAGGUCCAAGACGAUGGAGAGUACCAGUUCAGACAGGGCUGAUUAUCCCGUGUCAACGGCCCCAGAAUCCAAAGGACCCGCCGAAGAAUCCAGUUUACCAAAUAUCGCUUGCAUUAAUCGCAGAGCACCCUACGUGAAGAAGGGCUGCAGUGAAAUCCAGACACGAUAUGAGCCAAAGCGAUUUGAUGUAUGCGGUGAUGUUGUCUGCACCAGUGGCAGCUUUACCCGUGGCUGGAACAUCUUGGACGGCGAGCAAUUGCUUAGCCUUGCGCAUACAGAGGGCGUCAAGGCGACAGCCAUCAUCUUCAAGCCUGGCGCCGACCCUGACACUGAAGCUACUCGAAUUUGGAUCGGCAUGAAUUCUGGGGACAUGAUGGAAGUUGACAUCGCCACCAGUCGCAUUGUCUGUAACAAGCCGGGUGCUCAUGGGCGAUACGAAAUCCUCAAAGCAUACCGUUAUCUCAACGAAAUCUGGUCAUUGGAUGAGUCUGGCUGCUUACACAUCUGGGGCCCAGACAAUGACGGAAUUCCGAAUCUAAGCAAGAACCCGACUCAAAGCUAUAAAGUACCCAAAGGUCAUACGUUCUCGUUAGUGGCGGAUGGUCAAUUGUGGCAUGCCGUUAGCAAAGUCAUCCGAGUAUUUGAACCGUCACUGGAUGGGUCAACCACAUUCCAAGUUUUGAUGAAGCCUCUCGUUACAGAGGGUACAGCCGAUAUUACGUCCGGAACGACAAUGGAAGCCCAUCCUGGGCAAGUUUUCUUUGGACAUGUUGACGGAAAGGUCAGCAUAUACUCCACAAGCGACUACUCGUGCCAAAAGGUUAUCCACAUUAGUGGUUGGAAAAUCAAUACAAUGGCAGCAGUGGGCGCAAAUCUGUGGGUUGGUUAUUCGACCGGCAAGGUCAGCGUUUACGACACCAAGAAGAACCCGUGGAUGACGAAGAAGGAAUGGCAAGCACACGAUUCUGGCAUCUAUCAGCUCAAGACGGAUGUCACCGCGCCAUAUCGCAUAGAGCGGGCACAGGUCGUGUCCGUCGGAAACGACGGCAAGGUAAAGCUCUGGGAUGGCUUGUUGCAGGACGACAGGCUUGAAGCAAGUCUCAAAUCGAAAGAGACUCAGUACUGCCAGUUUAACGAGUUGUCCCUUGUGGUCAUGACUUGGAACGCCGGGGCCGCAACUCCCCAUAACCUGCGAUACUCGGAUGGCGACUCGUCCUUCUUUCAGGAGUUUGUGCAGACUAGCGGUUCUCCAGACAUUCUGGUAUUCGGCUUCCAAGAGCUGGUAGAUCUUGAAGACAAGACGGCUACCGCCAAGCGUUUCCUCAAGUCGAAAAAGAAGGACAGCUCGGACAAUGAGAACAUGAGCCACCGAUACCGUGAUUGGCGUGACUUUUUGCUCAAGACUUUAGACGACUAUGCGCCACAAGGCCACCUGUACCAGCUCUUGUACAAUGCUCCUCUCGUCGGUCUUUUCACAUGUAUCUUUGUCAAGUCUUCGUUGCAGGGUCGCAUCCGCAACUUGCAAGGCGCCGAAGUCAAACGUGGCAUGGGCGGUCUGCACGGAAACAAAGGCGCCAUCGCUGUCCGAUUCCAGAUAGACGAUAGCUCGCUCUGCUUUGUCAACUGUCACUUGGCCGCCGGCCAGACGCAGACGAGCUCUCGCCACAACGAUGUUGCUGCCAUCUUGGAAGCCAGCCUGUUUUCCACUGAGCGCGACGCAUCAGCCCGACUAGACUACUACCGUGGCGGAGGCGACGGCGCCAUGAUUGUAGACCACGAGAUCUGUGUCAUCAACGGCGACUUAAACUACAGAAUCGACACCAUGUCUCGCGAUACCGUCGUCAAGGCAGUGCAACAGAAUAAUCUGUCCAAGCUGCGAGACCGCGACCAGUUGCUGGUUUCACGGCGCAAAAAUCCUGCGUUCCGCCUCCGCGCCUUUGAGGAGCUGCCGCUCAACUUUGCGCCCACGUACAAGUACGACGUCGGAACGGACCGCUACGAUACCAGUGAGAAGCGACGCAGUCCUGCAUGGUGCGACCGCUUGCUGUACAGGGCCACCGGCAAAGUCGAACAGCUUGACUAUGGAAGACACGAGAUUAAAGUGAGCGACCAUCGGCCGGUAAGCGGGUCUUUUAGGCUGCAUGUGAAGAAUGUGGAUGAGCGCAAGCGAGCGCAGGUUGUCAUGGAGGCGCACAAUGCAUUUGAAGAUGUGCGCCAAAAACGCCUCGCCGAAGCAAAAAUCAACUACUUGGUGGUUACUUGCGGAUUUGACGAGCCCACGAGUAAGCUGUACAUACAGAAUAGAGCGGCUAGAAACAGAAGAUAG
This is a messenger RNA of Akanthomyces muscarius, 3447 nucleotides long. RefSeq lists its product as uncharacterized. Gene Ontology annotation, biological process: phosphatidylinositol dephosphorylation. Gene Ontology annotation, molecular function: phosphatidylinositol-4,5-bisphosphate 5-phosphatase activity; protein binding. The record is from RefSeq and is a predicted model, not a curated record. NCBI's taxonomy places the organism in Eukaryota, Fungi, Ascomycota, Sordariomycetes, Hypocreales, Cordycipitaceae. The coding region runs from base 1 to 3447 and encodes 1148 amino acids. The transcript is spliced from 3 exons.